AUGCAUGUCACUAUGAUUGAUGCGAACAAAGUGCACCACUUUGGCGACUGGAUGAGCCGGAUGAAAGAACAUACUCGCCCAGCAUCUGAUCAGCACGACGGCAUUCCCUGGGAAAAUCGCGUCAUUAGCAUGAAUUUGGACAACCUUUCGUGGAUGCAAGACAUUGGCGCCUAUCCAUAUCUUGACACGUCACGCAUGCGGACUGUUGAGCGCAUCCGCGUGUGGGACGGACUUACAGGCGCAGCAGCGGAAUUUGGAUCAGGGCAGCAGGCGCUUAGCUCCAUGGUUGAGUUAUCGAAUUUGCAACAGGCACUAUACCGGUUUGUGCAAGCGCAUUUGCCGAGUAGUCGAGUGACGCUGGAUAUUCUCGAUCAGACCAAGGUACAAGGCAUUGAAGCUGACACGUCAGAAGACUGGCCACGAGUCUCGGUUGCCAAUGCGGCUGGAGAGUCAACGACUAUCCGCACACGACUUCUGGUGGGUGCAGAUGGAAACAACUCUCCCGUGCGCAAGUUUGCGGGCAUUGAGAGCUUUGGCUGGCCGUAUGGGUGCAAAGGCCUUGUGGCAACACUGAGAAGUGGGCUCCAUACACGAAGUGCCGAGCCUAUCGUCGAUACCAUGGCAUGGCAACGAUUUUUACCAACGGGCACACUGGCAUGUCUCCCUCUGUCGCCAACAACCGCCACUAUAGUAUGGGCACUCCCACCUGAACUCAGCGAUCCACUCGUGGCUAUGCACCGCUCUGCUCCUGUUCGAGAAGAUGGUACAUCGAGUGUGCUGGCCACACUUGUCUCAGCAGGCUUCCGGCUUCCAUGGAACUUGUUGGAGCCACUGCUGUAUGAGGCCCCGAACAUCGAGCCACGUGUGUUUGAACAGCGUGUCCUCGAGACAAUGAAGUCUUACGAACAGGCGGCUGGUGCUCAAGCACCCAGUGCAUUUUCAAGUGCUGUGCCACCAUGGGGUGAUGCUGUUGAUGCACGAAGCGUUGCGAGUUUCCCUCUUCAAGUCAAGCAUGCUGGCUGUUACUUGGGCAGCAGUCUAAACCAACAGCUGGGCCAAAGUCUUGCACCAUCAGUACUCUUGAACAGUGUCCUGACGACCUUGGGUCUCACGCCUGGUGGCGCUGCACGCGGUGGCGGUCAAGCCCGCACAGUUCUUGUGGGCGAUGCCGCUCACUCGACGCAUCCGUUGGCAGGUCAAGGCCUGAAUCUUGGCAUCCAGGACGUGCGCGCUCUUUGUGCUACGUUGGAAGAUGCAUGUGCUCACGGUAUGGACAUUGGCACUCACAGUGCUCUGGCCGGCUAUGAACGUGCACGAUACUUGCCAAACCAAAUCAUGCUUAGCCUGACAGACCAUUUACACUGGCUUUUUGCUACUCGACCUGCGUCGGCCUACACAAGCCCCAUGGGUCCUUUGCACAAGGCCGUGCGUGAACAGGCACUCAAAGCUCUUGUGUGGGCACGUUCAACAGGUCUAGAUAUCGUGAAUGAACUUGGUCCUUUGAAGCGACUUCUUGAAAAUGGCGCUGGUUCCAUUCGCACGCCGAAACAAGAAUGA
This is a messenger RNA of Malassezia globosa CBS 7966, 1557 nucleotides long. RefSeq lists its product as uncharacterized. Lineage: Eukaryota; Fungi; Basidiomycota; Malasseziomycetes; Malasseziales; Malasseziaceae. Gene Ontology annotation, molecular function: oxidoreductase activity, acting on paired donors, with incorporation or reduction of molecular oxygen, NAD(P)H as one donor, and incorporation of one atom of oxygen; FAD binding. Bases 1 to 1557 code for a protein of 518 amino acids. The record is from RefSeq and is a predicted model, not a curated record. Gene Ontology annotation, cellular component: mitochondrion. Gene Ontology annotation, biological process: ubiquinone biosynthetic process. The transcript has a single exon.